Molecule: messenger RNA, 639 nt
Organism: Ogataea angusta
Lineage: Eukaryota; Fungi; Ascomycota; Pichiomycetes; Pichiales; Pichiaceae
Exons: 1
Coding region: 1-639 (212 amino acids)
Source: RefSeq, a predicted model, not a curated record
AUGUCCUCCAUCCCCCAUUCAAAAGUGAAUCAAAAUAAAGAGAAUGCACUGCAUUCUAAAGGCCAGGAUGUGCGUUCUGAUAAGGGGAUCUCACGGAAGACAUCGAAAAGCGUGCUAAGAACCAAGUCCUCAAAUGCUAUCGUGAAACCGCAGGAGUUUGGAAAUUACAAUAAGAUUCGGAAGACGUCAACGCUGAACGACGUGCAUUUGUUCGAUCAUGAUCCAAAAGCCGUUGCUGUUCGAAAGUUUAGAGUUCAGCGCGAUUCGCCGCAGUCUAGAACGAAGCACAAGCUUUCGGCGAAAGAGGAAUUCGAUUUUGAAGACGACAUAGAGAUCGUGCCAGCCGCGGAAGAUGAGCUUCCUUACAUUCCCAAUACCUUAACGCCGAUUCCAGAUGACCUCCUAGAUGAUGUUCUGAACAAUAAACACAAGUCAACAAAAACUAUCGAUGACCCGCUUGAAUUAGAUUUGUCAUAUUUGAAAGAUAUGGAAGAACAGGAUUCCUUGGAAAGCGCCUUCAAAUCGAACGAGUUAGUUUUGGAGUUUCCAGAAGAAGGGGAAGAAUCAGCAUCCAAAAAACUUGACAAAAUACUCGAAGAAUCGGAGUCGCAUCACCACUACAAACCAAAGAGACUUUAG